This is a messenger RNA of Pelodiscus sinensis (Chinese soft-shelled turtle), 10791 nucleotides long. The record is from RefSeq and is a predicted model, not a curated record. Lineage: Eukaryota; Metazoa; Chordata; Testudines; Trionychidae.
UGGUUGCAGUCUAUCAUCUACUUACAAACCUCCAAUAAAAGUAUUAUCUUGGAGAGGAAUCUGGAUGAAGGAAACGUGAAAGAAAUUCCUAUUACCCACCAUGUGAAAGAAGGGUGUGAGAAAGCAGAUCCUGCACAAUUUGAAUUACUUAAGGUUCUUGGUCAGGGAUCAUUUGGAAAGGUUUUUCUUGUGAGGAAAAUAAUUGGUCCUGAUGCUGGGCAGCUUUAUGCAAUGAAAGUGUUGAAAAAAGCUUCUCUAAAAGUACGAGAUAGAGUUCGUACAAAGAUGGAGAGAGAUAUAUUAGUAGAAGUAAAUCAUCCAUUUAUCGUCAAACUGCACUAUGCCUUUCAGACUGAAGGGAAGCUAUAUUUAAUAUUGGAUUUUCUCAGGGGAGGAGAUGUGUUCACACGAUUAUCCAAAGAGGUUAUGUUUACAGAGGAAGAUGUGAAAUUCUACCUCGCAGAAUUGGCCCUUGCUUUGGAUCAUCUACACAGCUUGGGGAUCGUAUACAGGGAUCUGAAGCCAGAAAACAUUUUGCUUGAUGAAGCAGGACAUAUCAAGUUAACAGACUUCGGACUCAGCAAAGAAUCAGUAGAUCAAGAAAAGAAGGCCUACUCUUUCUGUGGUACUGUAGAAUACAUGGCACCUGAAGUAGUAAACAGGCGAGGCCACAACCAGAGUGCUGAUUGGUGGUCAUUUGGUGUUCUCAUGUUUGAAAUGCUUACUGGUACACUACCAUUUCAAGGUAAAGAUCGAAAUGAAACUAUGAAUAUGAUACUGAAAGCAAAACUUGGAAUGCCACAAUUCCUUAGCCCUGAAGCUCAAAGCCUUCUAAGGAUGUUGUUUAAAAGGAAUCCAUCAAAUAGAUUAGGAGCAGGUUCAGAUGGAGUUGAAGAAAUCAAGAGACAUCCUUUUUUUUCAACAGUUGAUUGGAAUAAACUGUUCAGAAGAGAAAUUCAGCCCCCAUUUAAACCUGCUUCUGGUAAACCAGAAGAUACUUUCUGUUUUGAUCCAGAAUUCACAGCAAAAACCCCAAAAGAUUCUCCAGGAGUUCCACCAAGUGCUAAUGCACAUCAGCUGUUCAAAGGAUUUAGCUUUGUUGCAACUACUGCUAUAGAAGAUCAUAAAAUCUCACCCCUCACCAAUAUAUUGCCAAUAGUACAGCAACUUCAUGGAAACAGUGCACAGUUCACUGAUGUGUAUGAGCUGAAGGAGGAUAUUGGAGUUGGCUCCUAUUCUGUUUGCAAACGAUGUGUGCAUAUAGCUACCAACAUGGAGUUUGCUGUCAAGAUAAUUGACAAAAGUAAGAGAGAUCCCUCAGAAGAAAUUGAGAUUUUGAUGCGCUAUGGACAACACCCGAAUAUUAUUACUUUAAAAGAUGUGUAUGAUGAUGGCAGAUGUAUUUACUUGGUUACUGAAUUGAUGAAGGGAGGAGAGCUGCUUGAUCGGAUUCUCCGACAAAAGUAUUUCUCGGAACGAGAGGCUAGUGCUGUAUUGUAUACUAUAACUAAAACAGUUGACUACCUUCAUUGUCAAGGAGUAGUGCAUAGAGACCUUAAACCGAGUAAUAUUUUAUAUAUGGAUGACUCAAGUAAUGCUGACUCUAUCAGGAUUUGUGAUUUUGGAUUUGCAAAACAACUUCGUGGAGAGAAUGGACUUCUUUUAACCCCUUGCUACACUGCCAACUUUGUAGCACCAGAGGUUCUCAUGAGACAGGGAUAUGAUGCUGCUUGUGACAUCUGGAGCUUAGGAGUACUCCUUUACACAAUGCUUGCAGGCUAUACUCCUUUUGCCAAUGGUCCCAAUGAUACUCCUGAGGAAAUCCUAUUACGAAUAGGCAGUGGAAAAUUCUCUUUAAGUGGAGGCAACUGGGACACUGUUUCAGAUGCAGCAAAGGACUUGCUGUCCCAUAUGCUUCAUGUAGAUCCACAUCAACGAUAUACAGCAGAGCAAGUAUUAAAACACUCGUGGAUAGCCUGUAGGGACCAGUUGCCUCAUUAUCAACUAAACAGACAAGAUGCACCACAUCUAGUUAAGGGGGCUAUGGCUGCCACAUAUUCUGCACUGAAUCACAAGACAUUUCAGCCAGUCUUAGAGCCUGUCGCAGCUUCAAGUUUAGCUCAACGACGGAGCAUGAAAAAGCUAACUUCAACAGACUUAUAGAUCCACUGGGGCAUCUUUAGCCAAACUAGAGCAAAGGAAAAUCCAAUAAGUGUCUCUAUAUCUGCCUGACCUGUGAUCGAAAGGCAUAUAUGGUUUCCUGCUACACUACUUGAAUUCUGUAAAAGUCCUUUUUUUAAAAGAAAAAAAAUCCACAUGUUCAGGGGGAUUCUCACUGUGUUGUUUUACAGGCGGUGUUCAUCUUUAUUUAAGUUAAACAUCAGGGUACAUCACAAAGCUCAUAAGGAAUUUCUGUACAUGGUCCUUUUAGAGAUUUGUUGCAGAUAUUCUUUACAUACUGUAUAGUUUUGCUGUGUUCAUAAAUAAAUGGUUUAGGGGACCAUUAUCAAUAAGAAAGUUGUGUGUUAAAAAUGUCAGUGUCAGUAUUUUUACCAUCAGCCCCAUUUUUAAAAGAUCAACAAGUUCUUAUUUAAAUUACUUUGUAAUUGGGCGCUUAGCAAUGGACUCCAUUUAACUCACUGAUACCAGACGAUAAGACUGACCCUCUUAUUGUGCCAGUGCAAAAUGCAUUAGUGCUAAUAUGGGAGACCUACACUUGCCUGGUGUCAAGAAUUGAGAAGGUUUGUGUACAAAUAUUAAAAAAUGGUGUGCACCUGAGAGAUUACACUUGGUCUAUAAAAUUUAAAAUAGUCACUUGUGGACUUAGCAACUGGAUAACAAGUGACCUUGUUUAGGGAAUGGGUGUAUCUGAUGUUGGUAUGUAUUUCUAUCUGAAGUUAAAAGCUUUUGGAAACACCCCCUACAUUGAACAUAAAAGAUCUUAUUGUGUUCUGUACUGAGCUAUGAAAAUGAUUAUAUUUAUAAGUCAUUAAGAGUGAGAGACUGAAUAGUAUUGAUACUACUAUAGAUAAUACGACAUUUCCGAGUAGUCCAUAUGCUUUACUUAUUUAUCCUUCUGUCACUUGACUGAAUUAUGCCUCUCUCUGUUCCAUGAAGAAUAGGACUUUACCACUGCCUUCCAUCUUAGACAGUCUGUUGCUGCUAUCUUAGCUCUUCCCAUAUAAUUUUGAUAGCUUUCUAUAUUGGUGUUUCCAUGUUAUCCUUGGCCUAUCUUGUUUCCUCUUGCCUUGGGAAUUCCAUGCAACUCCUGUCUUACGUUGUUUGGGUUUUUCCUCCAUGUAGCCAUCUUUUAUUCAUUUUUGUUCCAUAAUUUCCUGGCCCUUGUUUUAUCAUCCCUGAGAGUUGUAUUUUUUCCCUGGUCUUCCGAUAUAGAGAAUUUGUUGAAGGCAAUUGUUUAAUGAAAACGAUAGUAAGGUCUUAAAUCUCCAAGCGUCAGUACCAUUUAAAACUGACUUGACAAAAUUGUUCACUAUUCAAAAUUUCAUUCGGAGGGCAAGAUUACUCUUUCUUCAAGUCAGCAUUAGUUAUGAAGGCAUGUCUAGUUUUUGCAAUUCUGUCUUUAAUGUCUGUUUUACCUGUUGUACUUGAUAUGUGAAAUAUUGGAACUAGUCUGUCAGGCCCAGAAAGUGUUGUCGAUGUUGUUUUUUGUGUUACUUUUGAACCUUACUGAUUGUGUAUAGGCUCAAAGAUCAUUUGUUUCAGCUUGCAUGUCUCUGGGUAUGAGAUAGCAAGUUGAUGUCAUCUGUAUUUGAGAUCUUCUAAUUUGUGUGAAAGUCCAUUGUAUGCUGCUUGAUUGUUUUGUGGUCUUUCUCAUUACUCAAUGCACUACCAGUAUAAAGAUCAUGGGUGUCAUAAGGCAUCCUUGUCUGCUGCUGGUAAUAAUCUCAAAUGGCUUAGCUCUUUGUUACGUAUUACUUGGCAAGUCAUAUUUUUGUAGAAGCUCUGUGUGAUCACAGAUUUCUGAGGGAUUUCAUAGCGGCCAUAGCAACUUUCAUAAAGCUGCUCUAGCCGCUAUGUCAAAGGCUGUCCCUUAGUACAUGGCUCUCCUGCUGUAUGUGGAUUAUAUUGCUGUUUCUUUGAGUUUUUCUGUUGAAGAGCAGUAUGUUCAAUGUUAGCUUAUCCUAUAUUGUUAGGUAAACUGAUAUUUCAUUGUAGCAUAUUUGCCACAUGGUUUUUAAUAGUUUUAUUUAUUUAAAUAUAUGUAAGUGUUCCUAUCUACAUCCCUUUACACGUGUACAAAUAUUAGAAAAGAUAAAUGCAGAGACUCAUGACCCUUUGAAAAACUUUGAAUAACUACAGGGGAAGCCUGAGGAAAAAAUGUAAGCCUUCUAGUGUGCCCUUAAGUCAGUAGGUACAGGUCUUUGACCAAAGAGGGAGGAAUAGGUUCCACAAUUGUGGACGUCACUGGUGCCAUCUCUCUCUGUUUGAACCUAGGCAUUUAGCUAAGUGCCUCAGCUGAUCUGAACUACUUUGGUAUAUCAGUGAGAGUAUCUAGAUCUGCCAGGUAGGUCCCAAAUCAUUGUAGGUUUCUAAAUUUUCUAAAUUAAAAUCAAUACUUUGAAUUGUGCCUAGGGGUGAACCAGAAAUUAGUGUAGUCUGUAGUGAUUGUGAUCAAAUACAUCAUUUUAUGAAGCUUCAGACACUACUACAUAGUUCUAAUAUAGUAGCAUAAUGAACAUUUUAAAUAUUAGGAAAGUUAACUAGUGACCUACAGCUAAAUUUGAACAUACUGAGAUUCAUUAUGACUAAAACUCAAUUGUUGUCCUGACUUAUCUAUCAUUGAAUUUUUGAUCUCAUAACAUUUUUAUAGCAAAUGACAAAAUGUUAAUCCAGAGGGUGGGUGGGGGGACUUUGCACACUGGGAUGGUACAUUGGUGUGAGGCCUUUCAGGGGAGGAGUUCUGGAAUAACAAAAGUUAGCAGUAACACAUUCUAAAAUGUGGAGGGGACUUUUUGUUGAUACAUAGGAAGUCAUUGGGAGUACUAUAGGUAUGCUGCUAGUUACUUUUUAUUGUGCAAGAGGUAGGAAUUUUCUUACUGAACAAUUAAGUGUUUUAAGUUAGGAUGCUUGUAGGUAUGGGAUUGAAUGAAUAUGAAGAAUGUGUAUACUAGUUUAUCAUGCAAGUCAUGCCUACUACUCAAUUUAUUGGGUAUAAUACAUCUUGGAAACAUUAGGGCCUGUUUGUACCUAAUUUGAGGUGCCUGUUUUGAAAUGCUUAAAAGAUAAGAAAGCACGUAGCUGCCAUAUGGAAAACAUACUACUCAGAAAUAAUUCUGCAUCUUACAUGCAUCUUGCAUUUUUAUUAUUAUAGUCCUUUGCUUGCAAGUAAGUACACUUCUGCAUAUUUCCUACCUAAUAGUGUAUUUUCAUUUGUAAUGUUAAAUUACUUUUAUCAAAAUUGAGAUCACAAAAGAUCAGACUCUGGAUGGAGAUAGAGAAAAAGCAUAUUUAAAAACAAGGAUCCAGAAAUAAUGCAGAUUUUAAUGUUGGUAAUAAAAAUGUGUGUGUGGGGGGGAGGGGGAACAUCUAAGAUGCUAAGCUUAAUUGUCUUCAAUUUUUUUCCUCAAAGUGGCAACUGGUCUUUUUUUGGCUUUAUUCAUGAGUGAUUUAGUCUCCAUUGCAUUGGUGUUUUCAUUUAAUUUGUUCAGAACCACCAUGCAAUAAGCAUUUUAUAAGAAUUAUGUACUAAAUCAGUAAUAAGCAGACCAAAAUAUUUAGCAUGCAAUGGUAUCUUUCUGGUGUGAAGGAUAGAGUUAUAAAGAGGAAAAUGUGCAGACAUAUACUGAUUGGUGAACACGGAAUUUAGAACACUUUGUAAGUCAGUCCUGUGGUUUAGAUAAGAACAUCUAUAAGCUCUACUGCAAGUGGCACUUCUAUGACAAAAAUGUUUCCCUGGUUGCACCAUUACAGGAAUAACCUUUUCAUAGAGACUAGCUGUGUAGACAAUAUCUUAGUUAUAUUUGACAUAAAUAUCAGGCAUACAUGGCAUGUCUGUUUCCACUUUCUUGGGAAGAAUGCACCCUUAUCUUAACUAGUGCAAACAAAAUCCUGUCUAGGUACUUACAUUUCAUUGUGUCAGCAGUCUUUCCGUAUCUGUGGGUAUUGCUGGAAUCCAAAAUAAAGUUUCAUCUUUUUAUUUGCAGUGUUUCAAGACAAUGCUGUUUGGGGGGUUGAGCUGAUUUUUCUCACUUUAAAGGAAAAUGUCAGUUUUGCAGAAUUUAAAAGGAAUUUAAAAGAAUGUAAAAGGGUGUACAACAUGAAUUCAUGAGUACUUUGUUUAAAAAUGAAGAUAAUUAGUUAUUUGAGUCUGUUAGAAGGGGCUAUUGAAAAGUUUUAAUUUGGGUCACAUACAUAUAGCUACCACACAAUCAAAGAUUAUAGACUGGUUAGCAUUUUAUUGUGGGUUCUGGCUUAAAAAUAAGAGACCAUAAUGUAGUGAAUUUUUUACUUUAAUCCUUAAGUCCUUUUAAAUACAGAAUGGAGAACUACUUCUAUAUAGGGAUUUCUGUAGUGCUAAUUACCAUCCUAUAUAAUAUGAUCCAACAUAUAUCAAAUAUCAUUUUCCAGUAAGAAGCCUGCCAACACACAGUCUCAGUAGUAUUUUUGUAAUAAAAGCCUUUGUUUUCAAAUAGAUAUUCACGCAGAGCCUGAUCAGCAUCCACUGAAGUGGCAAGACUCCUUUUGACUUCAGUGUGAACAGCAGCAGAUCUAUAUAUAGUAAAAGGUGUCAUGUCUCUUGCGUGGUGAGAUUGUUUCAGUGAAGCACUGAUUGUUUGUAAAAUGUGAAACUCUUCAAUGUGCUCCUGAUCCCAUUACUCAGAAGUUGUGGUGGUACCAACAGUAGAUUUUGCAGAAUCAGAUAUCUUAGGGAGGAGCUUUCAGCGUGGGCAGAUUUGUCUUAAGACAACAUGUCUUGGUUAUUGGGAUCUGUUACAGAAUACAGGAUUAUGUGUUUCCUUUGUGCUCAAAGGGAGAGCAUUCCUUUGGCCACACACAAUUGUGGCCAAAAUACUGGUACCACUGCUCUAUAGCUUAAAUGUUCUGCUUAGUGAGCGCUUGCAGAGAACUCAUCUCAAACAUCUCAUGGAUAUGAAAAUGAAAGCAAAUUCUACACCAGUCAGCUUUUACCUUUAGACUUCUAGUUACGGAGCUGAAUUAUCCUUACCCUUGUCUUUUUAGCAUUGAAAAAAUUUAUUAAAACAAACUUAUGCACUCACUGUAUAUUGUAAGAGUUGAAAAAAAUAAAUGAACUGAAACAUUCAAUAAUUAAUACUAUUUCUAGAAAAUUGUAAGAGGUAUUUUAACAAACAGUAGAAACGUAAUUCAUUGUAUGCAUAUCUGUUCAUCAGUGCAUUGCAACAGGUUGCUAUAACAUCAGAGCACUUAAUUUAAUUUUUUUUCUGGAUGUUGCAAUUGGAGGCGGGGGGGCGGAGAGCCUGGAAAGAUUAAGACUUAAUUGCAUAAAUUUACCAGCAUUGUGGUGAUUAUCCACUCUUAGUCAACAGAAUGCAGCUAAAAUAACCACUCAAACAGGGUUACAUGCACUACAAUGACAGUUAACAUUCUUUAGUCCCAGCCAAAAAUGAAGGCAUGCAUGUGUUUAAAAAUAUUUUUGAAGUUAUUUUUAGUGUGUUUAACCUCCUGUUUUGUUUGAUUGUAGUGGUAAAGUUAGAGGGUGAGAGGGAAAUCCUUUAGUCACAAUACCACAGGAACAAUAUAUUUGACAGAAUAGUUGAUCCACAAUGACUUAUUUAAAGCAUUCAUACAUGUUACCAAGUGUGUGUAUAUAGAGAAGACAAACAUUGUACUUUGUUAUAUACCACACUUUAUUAGCAACUGUUCAAUUAAGUGCACUCUGAAUAUAAACUGUUCUUAUUUCUAGCGUAUCUUAAUAUUUGCUCCCAAACGAUAAUAUUUUCCUGACUGUUGAUGAACCUGCAUGUUUGUGUGAAUAUGAAUAAUAUGGAAAUUAAAUUGAGGAAAUGCAGCUAUAUGGCUAAAACUGAAUAGUAGAGUAACUAGCCUUUAAAAAAACCUUUUAUAAUACAAAUCCUUGUUUCUAUGAGGGUUUUUUCUGUGUAAGGAAAGCAAAUCCAUUCCUUAAAAUAAGUUUUGAAAGCUGUAGGUAGAGGAUCUUAAAACUAUAAUUGGCAAAUAUUAUUAAGUAUGUUUCAGAAAUAAUCCUUCAGACAUUAAUUUAACCUGUUUUUGUUAGGAUACUGAAAAAAUUCCUUUUCAGGGCAAAUUGUUCUUAUAAUAUGUAUGUUGCAUUAGGGUUAUGACCAUUUUGCUAACUAUUGCAUUGCAUUGUUACAGUUUCCCAAGCACUUUGGCAUUCUUGCACUGAUACUCUGUUUAUAGCUAAAGCUGUUUCGGCAUGCAACUGGGCAUAAAUCUCACUAUAUGAAAGGGCAUUAAAGCUAAAACAAAGUGUGCAAUUCAAUUAUAUGCUAUAUGAGGUACUUCAAAGAGGAACUAUACAAAAGGUCCCCAUUGUCAGAUAUUGUAACUAUCAUUUCCUUCUCUAAACAUAUUGUGGAUUUUGUAUCAUAUUGUAUUUAUUUCAUUUUUUAAAAGAUGUUUUCUUUAAAGCUCUGUAUAUAUUGACAUUAAAGUUUGCCUUGUACUACAUUCUUCUCCUUGUAAGGCUGAAUCCAGUAGUGCAUUAUACAGCAUGUAUUUUUUCUUUUGCACUAUGCUGCUAAAUAUUACUCUCACGUUGAAUUACAACAUGCCAAAGAUGACUUAGAAAUUGUAUUUAUUUUCAUUAAAAGAUUAUGCAUAAUUAUAAAGGGACGGAUUUAAAUAGCUGGCAGUUCAUUGGGUACUAAAAAAAUGUGUACAUUUAUAUUUUAUAACUGACCAAAUGUGAUCAUAUGUGAUUCAGAAACUUUCACAGCCCAUUUUUAAUUUUAAAAAAGUGAGCCAACUUUCAUAAAACAAUCUAUGCUGUGACUUGCACUGUUUAUUGAGCCUGCCUUGCUAUAUAUUUCAAGCACAAAUCAAGGGCCUGUCGUUGUAUAUUUGUAAUCACAGCACAGUGUUUUAAUGUGUAUAUUAAACACUUUAAAAACAUAGUUACACAACAGAUCUGAGUGAAAUGUGAACUUAUGGUGGGAUAAGCCCUCAUUUCACUUGGUUUUGGUAUUUUUAUUGUGAGUUUCCUGGUAGUUCAAGAAAUCCUUUUAAUACUCUACAGCAAAGAUACUCAAUUGUCAAGGCCAAGAUGUCUGGGUCUAGACUCCAGAGAAAAUCAUUUAAAAAAUAAUAAUUAAAUAGAUAUGGAGGGCCAUUCACAAGUGUUUGGGUGGUCCAAAUUUGUUGCACAGAGCACCUAUUGACUACCUCUGCUCUGACUAACUUUCUCCCAAAGGCUUUGAUCCUCUAAAUUCUCAUGGACAUACUUAAUUCAGGCAUGAGAAACCCUGCUGAAACUAGUGGGAUCUAGUCAAGUGUGAAAGUUAAUUAUGGAAAUCAUUGUUUGCCAGAUGAAGAUCUUAGAGCUCAAAUAGCAAUCCAUGCUUAUUUUAAACUGAUUACCAAUGCAAUCUCUUUGAACAAUUUGCCUGGCUCAUAGAUGAGAGGGCCAUUAUUGCAGUAGCAAUUACAGUUAAAAUAUUCACAUAGUAAUGGAUAUGUUGAAUACCACAGUGUACAGUAUUUCACAUCAAAUUAAGAAUAUUUAAAUAUUUGACUUGUGUGCAAUGUAGUUGUAGCCAUGUCAGUUCCUUGAUAUUAGAGAUACAAGGUGGGUGAGGUUCUGUCUCUCACUACACCGUCUUGUAUUGUUGAGAGCCACACAGAGAUCUGCUUCAGUUCUGGGAACGGUACUCUGAGCAUCAUUGUUAAAUGCAAGGUGGACUAGAUGAUAGCUUAAGUAGUUUUGUAAGGAAAGCAAGAGUGGCCUGUUAACAUUGCUGCAAGCUGUAGGAAAUAGAGGAGGUUAGGCUUUUUCUAUGGUGGUAUUUUUGUUGAUCAGAUUUGUGUUCCUUUUCACUCCCCCAGACCAGCAUAUGUUUCACCCACAAAAGUGGACAGUGCUAUAUUGACAGAGGUGGUUUAAUUCUGUAGGCAGCUGAGUCCUCUCCCGCCAGCAAAGAGUGGCUACAUAGUUCCUACAGCAGCACAGUUAUAUUCCUAUAGCUGUGUUAUUGUAAAGACCAUAGUGUAACCUUAUUGCAGUUGUUUUCAAACUUCUUAGGCUUUGUCCUUUUUCAAAUAAUGUAGCUUACUUCAUAUCCUCAUCUGAGAUACCAGAGGCAGCGUGGGGGACUAUGCCGGUGCAUGCAGUAGCAACGAUUUGUAUAAUGAGGGCGCUGAAAAACAUUUGAGCAUAAGUAAAUGUUGCAUAUGAUGGAAAUCACUUUUAAGUCAAUGGUGCUGCUGCCAUUUGCCCCAAAGAUUGCAGCUUUCUGUUUAGGAACAGCCUCUAGCGGUUUUCAAACUGGGAUGUGCUCCUCAAGGGGGCUAUCAAGGCUGUUCCCUGCUCUAGCACUCCAAGUACAGGAGAAGAGGACCCGCAAAGGUUCCAAAAAAAAAACCAAACUUUGCCUCUACAGACACUGGUUACAAAAACUUUACCCCAGAAUCACAAUACACAGAUUUGGUGGAAUCGCUGCCACCAUCAAGUGAUUUCUAUUCCUAAAAAACUAGGGGUGAACACCUGAACUCACCCCCAUGGGUACUCCAAACUCUCUUGCUCUAAAAGAGCUUUAAAAAAAAGAGGAAAACAAGCUGCAGUCUCUGGUAGCUGACCCUUCAGUCUGAGGC